AUGACGAGCAAGGACUUUCGCGAUCAGCUUGGCAAAUUCCGCCUCGAGGCCCCUGCCUUGCUGCCCGUGACUUGGUCGUCCCCCACCACGACCUCCUUCUCUAAAGCCUCCCCUCGUGCCCAGCCAUCUCCUUCCCCGCUGGCACGUCCGCCCUCCUCAACACCGCAACCCCCACCGCCGUCCGACUCGCUCUCGCCCCUCGACUCGACGACGGCCACGGCCACGGCCACGGCCACGCGAAGCAAGCGUGUCUCCACGGCCUGCGACUUUUGCCGGAAACGCAAGAAGAAAUGUGACUUUCGUUACCCCAACUGCUCGGCGUGCACCCGCGCAGGGGUGCGAUGUACCGUCCCUCCGCCGGGACCACAGGUCGCCAGUGCCUCCGUGCCGCGAGAUCAACUAGAGACGCUCCAGAAUCGAGUGCGAUGGUUGGAGGAGAUUGUUCACCGGAAGGUGGGCAUCGCCGUGGCCAACAUGGCCACAGGCUCCAGCGUGGAUGGAGGGUCGGACCCGGACUGGUGGUGUCGGGUGCCUGCGAUGAUCGCCUCGAGCGCGACUCGGUCGUCCCUUGCGCUGCCGACGCCGCAUCCCUUGUCGACGACCCCUACCACCAUGCUCAGUCCCUUUGCGAACAGCUCGACUUCGACCCCACCGGGCCUGGCAGCGAUCGCGACAGAACCUCCUACGGGCGUGGGGGUGGAAUUGCCCAACGUCGGCGAGAUCCUGCGCGAUCAGCUGGAGAACCGUCGUCCAUCGGUAGCACGACCUGCUGUGGCACCGCGAGUGCUGCGUCUGUCCUCACUGGAAGAGGCCGAACGGGUUGCCGGGCAAUACUUUGACAGUCUGGGUUACCAAUAUCCAUUCCUGCCUCGUUCAGAAUUCUUCGGCCAUCUGCGACACAUCUACAAGGGCGGCGUGCCCGCGCCGGAGGUACACAAUACCUACCACAUCAUCAUUGCCAUUGCUCUCUUGAUAGGGUCGGCCGAGCCGGCCCAGGCAACGGACUUCUAUCAGGCGAGCCAAGAAACUCUGUCGCAUGCACUCCAGAAUGAAGACCUACCCUCGAUUCGAGCACUUCUCGGCUUGGCUCUGUAUUCCAUGUUUGCCACGUCCGGUCCGAGUAUCUGGCAUGUCUUGGGAGCCACCUUACGACUGGCCAUCAGCAUGGGCCUCCACAAAGCUCGGCCAUAUCCCACCCCCAUGGAGGAAGAGAUGGCUAAACGGGCUUUUUGGAGUUUGUACAACCUGGAUCGUCUGAUCGCCAGUACGUUGGGCCGGCCAUUAGGCAUCUCCGAUGACGAUAUCAGUGUUGGCUUACCCCGGGAACUGAAUGAGGAUGGGAUGGAGGCACCGGGGGCCAGCAUCAUGACCAUCCCGCUUCAGGUCAUUCGACUUCGACGGAUCUUCUCUCGGAUCUACCACUACUUAUACAGCAAUCUCCCACAGCUACCGCCCGAAGAGGCCGCAGCCACGCUGGCCGAGUUUCGUCGAGAGGUCGAUGACUGGCGCUUUUCGGCGCCAGUCUACCCGUCAGCUCUCCUGUAUUCGACCUCCUACUAUGACUAUCUGUACUACACGACCCUGCUGUUGAUGUACCGCCCAAGUCCUCGUAAUCCCCACCCCGACACGAUCAGUGUCAUCAGCUGCGGCGAUUCCAGUAUCCAGGUGAUUCGGUCGUACUGGGACAGUUACUCCGUCGGCAAACUCAAGUGGAUCUGGUUGACUUUGAGUCAAGUCUACUUUGCGGGAAUCACCAUCCUGUGGUGCUUGGAGCAGAAUGCGCGGUGUUUGCGCGAUUCUCGUCCCCCUAUGUGGCAACCAGAUGAGCAGAUGAUGCGCCGGGCCAUUCAAGCCGUUGUGGUUUUGUUGGAGCAAUUUGGCAAGCGACGGCCCGGGGUGGAUCGAUUGGCGGAGACCUUUCGACACCAGAGCACCACCAUCUUCACAAACUCCGCGACACACCCCGCACAUGCCACCACCGCUUCUGCCCCCCAACUUGCCGUGACCCUGGCACCCCCUCCACCGCCACCGGUGCCGUUGGCGCCGGUCUUGGACGAUGUGUUGCUGGUGGAUGGCAGUGGCGCAAUGCCCAUGAUCGACCCGCAAAUGGCCGAGCAACUGUAUUAUUCUUACAAUUGGUUUCAAGAGGAGAUGGCGAGUUACUAUACCCUUUAA
Penicillium diatomitis is the source of this 2175-nucleotide messenger RNA. RefSeq names its product putative C6 transcription factor. Gene Ontology annotation, biological process: positive regulation of transcription by RNA polymerase II; DNA-templated transcription. The transcript has 3 exons. Bases 1 to 2175 code for a protein of 724 amino acids. Lineage: Eukaryota; Fungi; Ascomycota; Eurotiomycetes; Eurotiales; Aspergillaceae. The record is from RefSeq and is a predicted model, not a curated record. Gene Ontology annotation, molecular function: zinc ion binding; sequence-specific DNA binding; DNA-binding transcription factor activity, RNA polymerase II-specific.